AUGCGUAUUCCCGUAGACCCGAGCACCAGCCGGCGCUUCACACCUCCCUCCACGGCCUUCCCCUGUGGCAAGAUGGGCGAGAACAGCGGGGCGCUGAGCGCGCAGGCGGCCGCGGCCAGGCCCGGCGGGCGCGCCCGGCCCGAGGUGCGCACCGUGGUGGACGUGCUGGCCGACCACGCGGGCGAGCUGGUCCGCACCGACAGCCCCAACUUCCUGUGCUCCGUGCUCCCCUCGCACUGGCGCUGCAACAAGACGCUGCCCGUGGCCUUCAAGGUGGUGGCCCUAGGGGAUGUCCCUGAUGGCACAGUGGUGACGGUGAUGGCUGGCAAUGAUGAGAAUUACUCAGCUGAACUGCGUAAUGCUUCGGCUGUCAUGAAGAACCAGGUGGCCCGAUUUAACGACCUUCGAUUCGUUGGCCGGAGUGGCCGAGGGAAGAGCUUCACGCUGACCAUCACCGUGUUUACCAAUCCCACCCAAGUAGCCACCUACCACCGGGCCAUCAAGGUGACUGUGGAUGGGCCUCGAGAGCCGAGAAAUCCUCGGCAGUCAGCAGGGAGACAGAAAGAAUCCCAGAUGGGAACAGAGCUGCCACCUCAGAGAGGAACAGUCUCUCCCUGCACCCUCCCUCCGUCUCUUAGGGCUCAUGAGGAGGAGGAAGCUUCUGAGCCUGAGUGGUUCCGUGCGAAGGCCUAG
This is a messenger RNA of Trichosurus vulpecula (common brushtail), 693 nucleotides long. RefSeq names its product runt-related transcription factor 3-like. Bases 1 to 693 code for a protein of 230 amino acids. The record is from RefSeq and is a predicted model, not a curated record. Gene Ontology annotation, biological process: neuron differentiation; hemopoiesis; regulation of cell differentiation. The transcript has 4 exons. Lineage: Eukaryota; Metazoa; Chordata; Mammalia; Diprotodontia; Phalangeridae. Gene Ontology annotation, cellular component: nucleus. Gene Ontology annotation, molecular function: RNA polymerase II cis-regulatory region sequence-specific DNA binding; DNA-binding transcription factor activity, RNA polymerase II-specific; ATP binding.